AAUAGGAGGACCCAAAAUUGCAAGAGCUAUUAACAGCACAUCAAUAUCUCCCUGGUGAAGAUUAAAUGUAACCCCACAAAAUCCCGUUUCCACCAUUGAUUCCUAGAACUGAAAAUCAACCAAAAGCUAGUGAUUCUACUGUACAAUAUCAGUAGUACCUUCGAAGAAGUUUUUCUUGCAAAAUUGCAAGCUUUCCAGGAAAACAAUUCACUAAUAUACAGAAGAGGAAAUGUGGGCUGCUCCUCCGAUUUCUCGCCUUCAUUCUCAAUUCCUCUAUUGCCCUUUAAAGCUCUCUUCUACUACUUCGUCUAUUUCACAUGAAUCCCUUAAAACUCAAAGGGCACCAGCUUCUUAUCCACGUGUUAGAGCAGUUGAUCUUGACCAAAACACGAUUGUGGCGAUAACAGUUGGGGUGGUGAGUGUUGCCGUUGGGAUUGGAAUUCCUGUUUUCUAUGAAAACCAAAUAGAAAGUGCUGCCAAAAGAGAUAAUACUCAGCCAUGCUUCCCCUGCAGUGGCAGCGGUGCUCAGCAAUGCAGAUUUUGCAUGGGGAAUGGCAGUGUGGUAGUCGAGCUUGGUGGAGGUGAGAAAGAAGUCUCACGUUGCAUAAACUGUGACGGUGUUGGUUCUUUGACGUGCACGACCUGCCAAGGCAGUGGCAUUCAACCACGCUACCUUGAUCGCAGAGAAUUCAAGGAUGACGACUGAGAGCUCACUAUACAUUGCCGCGGAUAAUGGCAUUUACUUGAUAUUGAUCAGUAAGAUUUAGUCGAAAUUCACAUUGUAAACGACUUUUUCAUUUUCCUUCUCUACUCGGAUGCCGAACAAUUUAUCAUCCGGUUUUCACUAUCAUUAACCAAGAAAAUCACUAUGGAUGUACAAUACAUUUGUUGAAGCCUGAAGGAGAGAAAGGCAGGUUUCUUUCAAAUUUAUUGAUCCUAUGGUAAAUUCACCAUUUUUAAACA
Olea europaea var. sylvestris is the source of this 963-nucleotide messenger RNA. RefSeq names its product protein SPA, chloroplastic. The transcript is spliced from 5 exons. The coding region runs from base 230 to 706 and encodes 158 amino acids. Lineage: Eukaryota; Viridiplantae; Streptophyta; Magnoliopsida; Lamiales; Oleaceae. The record is from RefSeq and is a predicted model, not a curated record.